Messenger RNA from Cynoglossus semilaevis (tongue sole), 2857 nucleotides. It is a transcript of the gene pip4p1a, whose product is annotated as phosphatidylinositol-4,5-bisphosphate 4-phosphatase 1a. Gene Ontology annotation, biological process: phosphatidylinositol dephosphorylation. NCBI's taxonomy places the organism in Eukaryota, Metazoa, Chordata, Actinopteri, Pleuronectiformes, Cynoglossidae. Gene Ontology annotation, cellular component: phagocytic vesicle membrane; late endosome membrane; plasma membrane. Bases 323 to 1147 code for a protein of 274 amino acids. The transcript is spliced from 7 exons. Gene Ontology annotation, molecular function: phosphatidylinositol-4,5-bisphosphate 4-phosphatase activity. The record is from RefSeq and is a predicted model, not a curated record.
CUUAAGGACGCAUCUAUUCGUCCAUGGGGAUCACACACACACAAAAAACCAAAAACAAUAAUUUGGGGUCCAGACGUGUUCCGGUGUCGCCCCCGUGAACACCAGCGGGCAUCUGUGGAGCAUUCCUGGGUGUGCAGUGGGUGCCACACCCCCGAGCACCGUUACCGCAGCAGCAGAACAGUGGUGUUAGUGGUGGCGUGAUCAUGUGACGCUCGCAUUUACGACACAACAAUACAACACCGCCACGGUCUGCGUCCACGCUCUCUGUCUUCUUUCUCUUUCCUCCCCAUCACUUUCCUCACGCCUCGCCUCCCGAUUCGUUAUGGCGGAUGGCGAGAGGUCUCCGUUGCUGUCAGACCUGGGAGAUGCAGGCAGCGGUAACGGAGGAGGAGGCGGCGGCGGCGGCGUGUCUCCCGGUGCAGCGCCUUACGGUGUUCCAAACAAACCACAGAGCUUCCCUCCUUUCCCCAGCCCCACUCAGCCCUCCGUGCUCCUCGGGGAGGAUCCUCCGCCCUACUCGCCGCUCACCUCCCCGGAGAGCGGCAGCGCCCCAGUCAUCAACUGCAGGGUGUGUCAGAGUCUGAUCUCUGUGGAGGGAAAGAUCCACCAACACGUGGUGAAGUGUGGAGUCUGCAACGAAGCCACGCCCAUUAAGAACGCCCCAGCAGGGAAGAAGUACGUCCGCUGUCCCUGCAACUGUCUGCUCAUCUGCAAAGUCACUUCCCAGAGGAUCGCCUGUCCUCGGCCAUACUGUAAGAGGAUCAUCAACCUGGGUCCAGUUCACCCUGGUCCUGCCAGUCCAGACCCUCAGCCAGCUGGAGCACGAGUCUCCUGUGGACACUGCAGUAACACCUUCCUGUGGACAGAGUUCACAGACCGGACACUGGCCAGGUGCCCACACUGCAGGAAAGUCUCCUCCAUUGGUCAGCGGUAUCCUCGAAGGCGGAGCCUGUGGUGUUUUCUACUCUGCCUGCUGUUUAGCAUUUCCACCGCCGGUUUGAUGGCGGGAACGUGGGUGAAGGCUCAGACCUACCAGGGGAUCUACGCCUCCUGGGCCGUGCUGCUGCUGCUGGUUCUGGUCACCUUGGCUCGGGCCUUUUACUGGGCCUGCAUGAGGGUCAGUCAGCCCCUCAAGAACUUCACAUAGAGACCCCCCCCCUCCUCCUCCUCCUCCUCCUCCACCUCCUCUUCUCUGCUGCACCCCCUUCUCAACCCGACAGGCAGGAGGAGGAAAAAACUAAAUCUGAAGAAAAAAAAAAACUCUGAAUAUUUAUUUAAAUUGGUCUUAAAACGUUUUCCUCCUCCUGAUCUUCUCCUUUUAGUCAGUUGUGUUUCUAAAACUGGACGGCGGUGGCUGCGACCGCUCUGUAUUUACUAGUAAAUAUGACGACGAUGAUGAUGAUGAUGAUGAUGAUGAUGAUACAUAUAGCCUAACGUACUGUCGGUCUGUUCUAAACUCGUGGCCAGUGUGGGCUCCAUUUUAACAUUCAACACUUUAUUACAUCAUCUCACAUCCCACCUGGGCUGCUGCCCACCUGGGCUGCACCCCACCUGGGCUGUACCCCACCUGGGCUGCUCCCCACCUGGGUUGCUCCCCACCUGGGCUGCACCCCACCUGGGCUGCUCCCCACCUGGGUUGCUCCCCACCUGGGCUGCUGCCCACCUGGGCUGCUCCCCACCUGGGUUCCGUUCUGUUGCUGUUCUGAGGUCUGACCCGUACUUCCUACAUCCCGUCUGUGCAAAGAUCCGAUCCAUGUUUUUCCGCGAUCCAGAUAUAUUUGUUAACAAAGGGUCCUCGUGAUUGGUUGUUCUCACCUGGACUUGAUGAAAAAAGUCGUUACGUUAGAACGAGGACUUUUUACUUCAAAGUGACGACUUUAGCCAAACUAAAGUCUGAGGGAAUUGAACCGUCGAUCCCGUUGAACGUGAUGUUCUGAGUUCAGUUUCCAGGUGAUCAAAUCCUGGCUGCAGUACCGCUGUUGGCCUGAACAGAGUCUGUGUGUUGACACCAGCGCAGAGCUCCUGCUGCCGUUGUGCCGUUCAGCGAGUGUCCGCAGAGACGCCUGGAUGUGGGAAGUACAACGUGGUCGGACGUAGACGUGAAUCUCGCUCUAGUUUUUUCCGGACUCGCUCUCAGCUCCCUUUAGCGUUAGCAUUAUUUUUCAACUGAGACGCUAAUUAUUUUCCGAAACACAAUGAAGUCAGUCGCUCGCAAAGAAAGAAAGACGGAACAAUCGGAGGUCGCUGCAGACGACGGCAGCGACGGCGUGAAUCAGAGGAUGAAGUCGGUGAAGCAGAACGUGAAGGUUGGCUGUGAUGUCUCUGAACUCUCUGUUUAUGAUGAAUUAUCCCCUGGGAGACACUUUGAUCCAAAGCAGCUCGAAAGCCUUAAGAAAACGGAGGUGUGAUAGAAGGAUUUAACACACACACACACACACACACACACGUGGACCGGGCUACAUGAAUUCAUACAGCGCACAUCAAAAAGCUGAUUCUGUUUAUAGACUGGCAACAGCUCAGAGAACCAGCCUCCGUCUUCAAAGCUGCUCCUCGUUCUCUCUCCACGGUUCAGAGAAAGAGGAGGAAAAAAAAAAAGUUCCAAACAGUCCUAGAACCGUUUCUUACAUUUGUACUUUUCAUCAAAGCGCAGACACAGACUGAUGUCGACUCACGUUUCUGGACCACAAACGCUUUAGACUGAGGGACGCCACGGUGGUGGAGUGGAUUGAGACGGGGGCGGGAGGGGCUAGGGUUCGAAUCCAAGCGGGAACCAUUGCUUGCACCAGUAGACCACAAAAGGGAUUUUUGUUUUUUAAAUUUAAGAACUGGACUAAAAUACACUUGAAAUUUGUCCAAA